AUGAGCCGAAAAUUUAGCUCCCUUAAGGAGGUUAACGAUUCAAAGGAAACAUGGAGAUUGGCCGUUCGAGUUGUUGAUCUAUGGAGUGUUAUCAACAGCAAGGGUAAGGAGCAUCUGGAGAUGGUUAUAAUGGACGCAUCGGCAAUGCUUCGUAUUCUUUCAAAUCGUUUCAAUAUAAAAAUUCUGGAAAAAAAAGUCAUUUGUUUCAUUAAAGGUGUCAUCGUUAACUGCACACUAUGGGAGAGCUACAGAACAAAAAAUUUGGAUUUCUACCAUGAUGAAAAAAACAGUGGUGCUAUUGUAAUUGUACUAACUCAUGCAAUGAUAAAGGAAUCACAAGUUAAUUUGAUACUUUAUUUUUUAUCUAUUUCCUUCUCAAAUGGAUGGAGUGGAUCUAAAUUGCUAAUUAACGAAGACAUUCCAGAGAUAACUGAGUAUUUAUCAAAGUUACCUGCAAAUGAGCAGACUAAAAAGCCUUCGCAGUCCUCAAAGGGUAUGUCUCUUUGGUCUGGUGCCUCUCAAUUCACCCCAGUUGAAAGUUUCGUCCAUAAGGCCAAAUGUAUAUCUCUGAGUGACCUCUGCAAGGUGAAACAGGACAUGUUAUGUGUUACUGUUGGAACAACUCAAAAGUUUUUUGUCUCAAAACAUGGUUGGUUUUAUUAUGGAUGUAUUAAAUGUUCUUUAAAGGCAUCUGAUGUGAACAAUCCAUACAAAUGUUCAUGUGGACAGAAUGUAGAACAUGCCAUACCAAGGUAUCGAGUUGACAUAUAUGUAAUUGAUGGUGAAUCAAAAUUUCGCUUUGUGUUUUGGGAUACUGACUGUGUCGACAUUAUUGGAAAGUCUACUGAUAGUAUUUAUAAAGCAAUGCUUGAGGAAGGUGAAGACAACCCUAUGAUAUAUCCCGAUGAACUUGACAUGCUUCUUGGUAAAAAAAUGGCGUUCAGGGCUAAAGUUCAGCCAACAUUUGGCCAAGCAUCUGUUUGGAAACUUUCUUAUGAUGAAGAAUUUACCAAGGAAAUUGAGAAAGAUUAUAUUACUAAUGAAGGGGAUAGCAUACCUUUAACCCAAAACCCAGUCGUUGAUCGUGUCAAUGAUUCCAUUGAGUCGUUGUCUGCAUACGGAGAAAAUGAUCCUGAUAAAGUUGUGACCAAUACUCCAUCUAAAGGAAGUCCCAUUACUCUUGAUGCUGGAGAUUCUGAAUGUCAACCUUAUGGAGCUACUCAACUUUCAGGAACAAAACCUUCAAAGAAAGUGAAGAUUGAAUCAAAUGCCUGA
Vicia villosa (hairy vetch) is the source of this 1275-nucleotide messenger RNA. RefSeq lists its product as uncharacterized. Gene Ontology annotation, cellular component: nucleus. Bases 1 to 1275 code for a protein of 424 amino acids. The transcript has 9 exons. Gene Ontology annotation, molecular function: DNA binding. Gene Ontology annotation, biological process: DNA replication; DNA repair; DNA recombination. The record is from RefSeq and is a predicted model, not a curated record. NCBI's taxonomy places the organism in Eukaryota, Viridiplantae, Streptophyta, Magnoliopsida, Fabales, Fabaceae.